AUGAUGACGACGUGCCGUCUGCUGUGCGCCCUGUUGGUGCUCGCCCUGUGCUGCUGCCCUUUCUUAUGCUUUGCGCAGGAUACGGCUGAUGAAAAUUCCGCCAAGGCGACCACAACGACGACUAUGCAGUCUCCGGACCCUAAAACGAGCCAUACACUUGGUGCUCAAGUUCAUUUAGGUGUCACAAUUUCAUCGUCCUCCUCAACAGAGGGAAUACAGGUGAAGGAACAGUCAGGGCCACCCGCACCACCAGUGACUAAGCCGGCUGAGAAGCCAGGAGAUGAUGCCGGAGCGGGAAAAAGUUUGACCGGUACGACAGGGUUACAAAGUGACACUAAUAAAUGUGCAAACCUCACAGAUAAGGAAGCCGAAGAUCCCGCAAAGACGACCACGACGAACAAACCUCCUGCCCAGACAACCACCACGACCACCACUGCGCCAGAGGCGCCAAGUACUACGUCUGCGGAGGCGCCAACUACGACGACCACCCGCGCACCGUCACUUCUUCACAGAAUCGACGGCAGCCUUAGCAGCUCUGCGUGGGUGUGUGCCCCGCUGCUGCUCGCCGCAUCCGCGCUGGUGUACACCGCUGUGGGCUGA
Molecule: messenger RNA, 600 nt
Organism: Trypanosoma cruzi
Lineage: Eukaryota; Euglenozoa; Kinetoplastea; Trypanosomatida; Trypanosomatidae
Product: mucin TcMUCII, putative
Exons: 1
Coding region: 1-600 (199 amino acids)
Source: RefSeq, a predicted model, not a curated record